GAUGCGAGCGCCGGCAGCCGCGCCGCCACAGCUCCCUGCCCGGGCGGGCUCCUCCCGCGGGUGCGCCUGAGCCUCCGCGCCCCGCCGCCCCGGGGCCAGAGAUGAUGAUCCCACCAGGGGAGUGCACGUAUGCUGGAAGGAAAAGAAGAAAGCCUGUUCAGAAACAGAGGCCCGCCACGGGGGCCGAGAAGUCAAACCCUUCCAAGAGGCACCGGGACCGCCUCAAUGCCGAGCUGGACCACCUGGCCAGCCUGCUGCCGCUUCCUCCCGACAUCGUGUCCAAGCUAGACAAGCUCUCUGUCCUGCGUCUCAGCGUCAGCUACCUCAGGGUGAAGAGCUUCUUCCAAGUGCUUCAGAAAGGGGGCCCACGGCAGCUGGCGGUCAGUGCCCCCUCCCCCGAAGACCGCGGUCUGAGCGCAAGAUCUGCCGUGCUGGAGGGAAGGCUGCUGCUGGAGUCUCUCGAUGGCUUUGCCCUGGUCGUGAGUGCAGAAGGCAUGAUAUUUUAUGCUUCAGCAACAAUCGUGGACUAUCUGGGCUUCCACCAGACGGAUGUGAUGCACCAAAACAUUUAUGACUAUAUCCACGUGGAUGACCGCCAGGACUUCUGCCGGCAGCUCCACUGGGCCAUGGACCCUCCCCAGGUGGUGUUUGGGCAGCCCCUGCACUCAGAGACAGGUGGGUCUUUGGAGGACGCCGUGCUGGGGAGGCUGCUGCGCGCGCAGGAGGGAGGCGCGGGCUCGCCCACGGACUUCUCGGCCUUCCUGACGCGCUGCUUCGUGUGCCGCGUGCGCUGCCUGCUGGACAGCACCUCGGGCUUUCUGACAAUGCAAUUUCAAGGAAAACUAAAAUUCCUGUUUGGACAGAAGAGGAAAGCGCCGUCGGGGACUGUCCUGCCCCCUCGGCUCUCACUGUUCUGCAUCGUGGUGCCUGUCCUCCUACCCUCCGUGGCGGAGGUGAAAAUGAAGAGCGCAUUUUUGAGGGUGAAGCACAGGGUGGACGUCUCAGCCUCUAUGGACACAAAAGCGAGAGCUGCUGCAAGUCCAUGUGAACCAGAAUUCCACGGGAAACCCAGUUACUUUGCAGGGAGGAACAACGGAGAAAACAUUCCAGUGCUCAGGACACAAGCGGAUGCGGGACGCUGGGCCCGGGUUCCAGCCAGGGCCCCAUGUGUGUGCCUCAGAAACGGCCCCGACCUCGUUUCUGACCCUGAGGGGGCCGCAGGGGACAGGGCAGGAGACGAGCACGGGAGGGUGCCCGGCGGCUCCUCGGGAGCCAGGGGGCUGAGGGAGAUACAUGCAUACAGUUGCUGCUUCGAGGCACCGGGACCUGUGAAGCACCUGAGCUGGAUGACAGAGAAACAUGGCCAGGAUGGGGGUACCAAGCUGAAGCUGGAGCCCAGCAAGAGUGACCCGUUCUCCGUGCGUGCUGUGUCCCUUGGUUCCUGCGUGCCCUGCCCAGGCGUUCAGGGUGCCGUCCACACCGGUGGGGUAACUGCUUUCAGGAAUUCACCCAGCUGUCACCCAGGAAGCCAUUCUCCCAGUGCCUACACCAGCCGCACCAGCAGAGCUUUGCGGGACAGCGAUCAGGGCCAGGUGCACCCUCCACCCAGCUGCCCCUUCCCCCAAGGGAGCCUGGACAAUGGGCUCCCUCAGCCCAGAGGGCAGUGUCUCACAGCAGUGGGCCAUUCCAUCGAGGACACCAAGUUUCGAGGUGGGCCAAUGCCCUCGGGAGCUCCGUGCAACCCCAUCUUGUCACUUGAUGUGCCCAUCAAGAUGGAGAGUGACUCUGGGUCUGAGGAUGCAGCAGAUGGCUACUCCAUGUCCCCAAGCCAGGUGUGGCUGGGGGCCAGUGGUGUGGCCAAGAGACAGCUGGUCACGUUCCCUACCAGGAUGCACCUGAAAACAGAGCCGGAAGCCAGGCACCACCUGUAUGCUCCGCACCUGGGGCACAGCUUGCUGGAGGCCCACCCGAGUGGCAGGGCUCCGCUCAGACCUGGCAGGGAGUUGGCCCCCUUCCACCCUGCACACUGUGCGUGCCUGGAGCGUGUGCAAGGCCUUCCUGAGCCAGAUUGUCCCCCCCACUUCUGUGCACAGGGCCACCAGCCCCCUGCACUGGGCUGUGACUGCAGAGCUCCAGGGACUGCGCCCAUCGUCAAACGAGAGCCCCUGGACUCACCGCUAUGGGCCAGUCACAGCCAGGGCGGGGUGCCUGGAAUGUUCCCCAAAAGUGCCGUGGCAACUCUGAUGCCUCCCAAAGCGCCUGAGUGUGCUUUCCUGCCAUGAAGUGGGGUGUUUGUAAAAGCUAGCCUCUGUCCACACUCAGACUCACCGCUCAGCUGGGAUGGCACAUGCAGGAUCAGAGCCUUUCUUCCGCACCGCUGCAUGAGUUCAGUCCCCUGGUGGGAGUGGGCAGCGUGUGUAAUGGCAUAGUCUGUAUUUUGUCAAGUGUCAUGCAAGUUCUUCAGUGCAAAGUGGUCUUAAGUCUGUUCAAGUAUGACCGUAUUUCUCUUUGAAGGAUUAAAAGUUUUCAGAAAGUGGCCGGAGUGAGACGAGUCAGCCUGGCAGGGCACCCCCCACUCUGAGAGGCAGUGGGCUCCUGGCCGACUGGCAGUCAUGCCGUAGUUCCCAGGGGUCUGCCCGCCCACUUCCCGGAGGAUUGACGCCUCUGUGGAGCAGACUGCAGACAGCAGGCACACCCUGCGUGUGAAUUAGGGAUUUAAUUCUCUUGAGCCACAGGUGCCAUGCCCCCAUUCCUCGAAGGAAUCUGGACGGUUCCAGGCAGAAGAGGCUGUGUGUGCUGGGGUCCUGUGUGCUGGGGGUGCUUCUCAACCCCACAGCGGAGUCUGAGGCCAUGCCCAGGUGCAAAUGGACAGGAUAAUGUCCCGCUCCUCCUGGAAGUCUGUCUGGCGUUUUUAAUGGGCCUCUGAAGGUGGUUCAUGCUAAUCUGUCUCCAGUACGUGGUGAACCUCGAGUUUACAGAGUCUGGGUUUGGAAGCAGAGAGAAGGACAAAAUGUAGAGAAAAGAGGUAGAAAGUCAAGUUGUCCAUGGGGGCUGUGUAUCAGUUUUCAGAUGAGAAUUCCAAUCACCGCCUAAGGAAGAAUUAUUAGACACAAGACAGACAGGAAAUGUUUUCUAGGAAAACCGUAAAGAUCAUACACUCUGACCAUAGAAGACCUGGAUGUGAAGGCGUAACUCAGAACGUGGAAGUCUCCCACAGUCACCACCAGAGAUGGACCCCCUGCCCCACGCUAGUGCACUUGGUGUGGGGUGUGCCAUCAGGUGUGAAGGCCACCGCCAAGCUUGCCUGUCCCGUGGUGGACCCGCUCCUGCUCCUCAGGGACAAGAGCAUCUGUCCCUAAAGUCACCUCCACCCGGGAGUCUCGGGAGGCGGCAGGAGCCCCCGGGCCAGGACUUGCUGCUCCACCAUUGGUACGUUCUGAUCUCCAGUGUGGGGCCUGUCUCUCCAUCUUCUGUGACUUCGGAGUGUGAGUCUUCAGCUGAGUUCAUGCACUUUCACCUUGUCAGAACUUGGGGCUCGGCCGGUGGACUGGGUCUUCUGGACACUUGCGCACACGCUGGGGUUGCCAGCCUUGUGGAAGGGUCCCCCUUGCGGGAUGGCAGGAGCUGAAGGCCUCCUCCUGGCACCGACCGAGAAGGUCACCCACUGGAGCCCAGGGCUGGGAGCAGUGUGGUCCCCUGGGGCCAGCCCAGCAGCCUCUCCCCCACUCACCUCGCUGAGGCCUUGCAAAGGGUGACAUUGGUGCUGCAAUAUCCCCACUUCACUGCCAGCGUCUCCCCCAUCUGUUAUGAUGGGGGCACAACCACCUGAGGACGCCGGCUGGGGCCCUCGGGCUGGCCCCGGGCCCUCCUCACAUGGUUCUCAUGCUGAGCACAGCACACCUCUGCUGCCUGAGACAUGGGGUGGUCUCAGAAUCCUCCUCCUUUCUUCCUGGUUAAACCCGGCACUCAGGUCCCACAUGUGACCGUGCACCUCCCUGGGGUCCCCAUCCGUGAGGGCACCGACCUCUCACUUCAUCCGUGGAGAAGUCACACAUCGGGCCGAGGCUGGCUGCAGGACCAUGUCCUGAGAUGCACUGGAGCUCCCCCAAGUGUAAUGCCUGCCCUUCCCCACCUCAGGGCCCAGCAUACAGGGAGUACUGCAUGCAUGUAAUGUGCAACCCGGAAAACACAGGACGGAAAAGGUGGAAUUCAGACAUCAUUGCGUGUUUGCACACUGUAGCCAGGCCGCAGUGUAACCAAAGAAGAGCUCCAGACAGGAGCCUCAGGGAGCAGCCGUUCCGAAGCACACAGUUGUCGCUGCCCACGAGGACCAUGGCACCAUGCCGCCCCCUCCCCACAGGCGGCCAGAUGCGCAGUUGGCAGGUGGACAGGUCCUGCUUCACUGACAGAGAAUUCGACACCUGGAAGUCAGCUCUGUGGGUCUUGUGUUCCAGAGAUGCCCAUCAUCCCCCUGGGCCCCUUGAACACUCCGGGUCAACACCAGCAAAAUGUCCUUGAGUCUGUACAUGCCCCUCCUAAAAAGGAUUGUGUGGGAAGAUGAUGGAAUGUAGAAGGUGCAGAUGUGAUCACUUCAGCUUUAAAAUGUCGUUAUCAGUGCUAAUUAUAGGCUUGUAUUUUUUUGUUAUCUCAUAGCUUUUGCUUAUAUAGCUAAAAAAUAUUAAAAUCAAAUGUAAUGUGGGAAUGGAUGGACAGGAGGAGAUAAACACAAGUUACAUCUUAUAUUUUUACAGCUUCUACUGGAGGAAAAAAGUUUUGGACAUCUAGACUGACUUGUUGACUUUUUAAAAAUGAAUACAUUUUAAUGAAACUUUUAAUACCGUUUUCUCAGUGCCUUUAGAAAGAGCCUUCACAUAUAUUUCUGAUACUGUGGUUUGUAUUAAAUAUGCAAUAUUGAUAUAAAAUAAAUCACAUGUUAAAUCAUGUUUA
This is a messenger RNA of Neomonachus schauinslandi (Hawaiian monk seal), 4947 nucleotides long. It is a transcript of the gene AHRR, whose product is annotated as aryl-hydrocarbon receptor repressor. Gene Ontology annotation, biological process: regulation of transcription by RNA polymerase II. The record is from RefSeq and is a predicted model, not a curated record. Gene Ontology annotation, molecular function: transcription cis-regulatory region binding; protein dimerization activity; nuclear receptor activity. The transcript has 12 exons. Lineage: Eukaryota; Metazoa; Chordata; Mammalia; Carnivora; Phocidae. Gene Ontology annotation, cellular component: nucleus; aryl hydrocarbon receptor complex. Bases 102 to 2282 code for a protein of 726 amino acids.